Messenger RNA from Parnassius apollo (apollo), 972 nucleotides. NCBI's taxonomy places the organism in Eukaryota, Metazoa, Arthropoda, Insecta, Lepidoptera, Papilionidae. The record is from the annotation of a GenBank genome assembly.
AUGUGGUAUGGCGAAUUGGUGAACGUAUCUGCUGUCAUAGGUGAAAUAAGUCCAGAACACACCACACAGGAGACGCGACCCGAAUACAUUCAUCCAGACGGUCUCCUUAACUUCGAUCCUUACCUAUCCGAUUUCAAACCGGAAGUCGAAGAGGACGACUACAUACCCCUUCCAGAGAAUGACGAGACUAUAGACGGUCUGCCGAUCUUCCUUCUUGAACCAAAGAACGCUUAUGUGUUAAGAAAUAAACCGGCAACCCUGCUGUGUAGAGCGGCGAAUGCUUUACAAGUUUAUUUUAAAUGCAACGAUGUUAGAGUCGACAAGACUGUUCAGUUGGAACACGUGGAUCCACAGAACGGCGUAAGAGUGGUCGAAGCAGAACUGAAUGUGACAAGGAACGAGCUUGAUGAAUAUUUCGGUGGACGAUACAGCUGCGAGUGCUACGCGUGGAAUAGCAGGGGCCGGAUCAGGAGUCAAGCGAAUUACAUCCAAUUUGCUUACAUAAAGAAGCAAUUUGCGCAACAACCACAGUCAGCGACUGUGGAAGCCGGGAGACAGGUCAUCUUCAGGUGUAGCCCACCGCCCGCCGCGCCACCCGCGACCAUCAAGUGGACGAGGAAUGGAGUCACCAUCGAAGCUACAGAUGAGGCUUUGGUACUUCCCAAAGUCGGUUUACAGGAUAUAGCCAACUACAGCUGCAUAGCAGAGAACAUCGCCGGGCGACGCGAGUCCGACGUGGCGGUUUUGUCGGUCUAUGUGAACGGCGGCUGGUCGGAUUGGUCGGCUUGGACCCCUUGUCGGUGCGGGUCACAGACGAAUGGCAAGCGCAGGACUCGAACAUGCACCGAGCCGGCGCCGGCCAACGGCGGCGCGCACUGCAGGGGUCAAGCAGCUCAAGGGGACGAAGAGUGUGCAAGGUGUCAAACCGGUAAGGAAAAUAAUGAUUUUUUAAAUAAAAUUUCACUUGAUUAG